Molecule: messenger RNA, 4239 nt
Organism: Choloepus didactylus (southern two-toed sloth)
Lineage: Eukaryota; Metazoa; Chordata; Mammalia; Pilosa; Megalonychidae
Gene: LPIN3
Product: lipin 3
Exons: 22
Coding region: 296-2854 (852 amino acids)
Biological process (GO): fatty acid catabolic process; positive regulation of transcription by RNA polymerase II; cellular response to insulin stimulus
Cellular component (GO): nucleus
Molecular function (GO): phosphatidate phosphatase activity; transcription coactivator activity
Source: RefSeq, a predicted model, not a curated record
CUUACCUGCUGAGCCAGUGCGCACAGGUGAGGCGGCGGCUCCGGGUCCAGGAGGUCCAGUGGGCCGCGCCCCAGAGGCUGAAACUGAGGCUCAGAGAGGUGAAGUGACUUGUCCAAGGUGUCACAGCAAGUGUGGAGAUUGGCCUUCGGAGAAGGGAGGCGGCUCUCCAAGGGUCCCCGCAGCAGGUCAGUGACUAGAACCCUCGCCGACAGGUGCACCUCCCAUCCCGCAGCUGUUCUCCUUCCGUGUAAAGGCACUGAGGCUCGGCAAGGAGCAGCAGACACCAGCACCAGCCAUGAACUACAUGGGGCAGCUGGCGGAGACGGUGUUCGGGACGGUGAAGGAGCUGUACCGGGGCCUGAACCCGGCCACCCUGAGCGGUGGCAUCGACGUGCUGGUGGUGAGGCAACUGGACGGCUCCUUCCGCUGCUCGCCUUUCCACGUGCGCUUCGGCAAGCUGGGCGUCCUGCGGUCGCGGGAGAAGGUGGUGGAUAUCGAGAUCAACGGGGAGCCAGUGGACUUGCACAUGAAACUGGGGGACAGCGGGGAGGCCUUCUUUGUCCAGGAGCUGGAGAGUGAUGAGGAACCCGUGCCUCCCCGCCUGUGCACCUCACCCAUCCCUUGGGGGGGCCUGUCUGGGUUCCCCUCGGACUCCCAGCUGGGCACAGCCGGCGAGCUCAAGGGCUCCCUCAUGGCGGGCACGGGCUCCAUGGGGCGGAGGAAGAGGCGCCGCCGGAGAAAGCCCCGGCGGAAGGACAGCGCGGUGGCAGCUGGUUCUAGUUCGGAGGAGCUGGAGGUGGGCACUGAGAGCGAGCCGUCCCCGCCGGAGGAGCCGAGGCCAGAGCCCCCGGGCAGCAUCCACUCGGAAGAGGAGUCCUCGCCGCAGCCCAAAGACAUCUACCCCUACUCUGAUGGAGAAUGCUCCCCCCAGGCCAGCCCCAUGUCAGGUGGGCUCACGUCCCCGAAGAGUGACUCUGAGCUGGAGCUGCGGACCCCGGAGCCCAGCCCGCUGAGAGCUGAGUCCCACAUGCAGUGGGCCUGGGGGAGGCUGCCCAAGGUGGCCAAAGCUGAGCAGCUCGAGUCCUCCCUGGUUCCUGAAGGCAGCCCUGGGACAACCUCUCCUCCUGGAGGAAGGAUCAGCACCCCGUCUGGUUCUGUGGCUGGUGUGGACCUCUGGAGCUCCCCAAUCCUGCCAACAGGGGCUGGCACUGACUUGUUUCAGUCUGAUGCAGAGUCUUCCCCUUUGGUGGGUUCCCCUCUCCCCACCCCAGAGAGGGAGGAAAUCCAGACCCGGAGCUCCAGGCACACAAGCCACCCCCCUGUCUCUAAAUCCUGGAGCUGGGCACCUGUGCAGGGCUCGGCUCCCAGCGGGCAGCCAGCAGGGGUCUUCAGGAGGAAAGGUUCCCUGAAGAGAAGCCAGCACCUGGGCCCCAGUGACAUCUAUCUUGACGACUUGCCCUCCCUGGACUCAGAGAAUGCAGCCCUUUACUUCCCACAAAGUGACUGUGGGCUGGGGGCCAGGAGGUGGAGUGACCCAAGCAGCCAGAAGCACCUGCAGGACCCUGGCCCUGAGUACAUACCAGAACCCAGUACAGAUGCAGUGAACAUGACAGCUCUGUCCCUCUGUGGUGGACUGGCUGACAGCCAGGACAUCAACCCGGAGAAAUUCAACCAGCACAUCGUCUCCUACCAGGACUUUGCCGAAAACCCUGGCCUCCUGGAUGACCCAAACCUCGUGGUGAAAAUCAAUGAGAAGCAUUAUAACUGGGCUGUGGCUGCCCCCAUGAUCCUCUCCCUGCAAGCCUUCCAGAAGACCUUGCCAAAGAGCGCCGUGGACAAGCUGGAGAAGGAGAAGAUGCCCCGGAAGGGUGGGCGGUGGUGGUUUUCCUGGCGACGCAGGGACUUCCCGGCCGAGGAGCGCGGUGCCCAGAGGGAGAAGAUCGCCGCCAGGGAGCAGCGGGAGGAGAAGGUGGGCAUCCCGAGCAGCGAGGACGAUGCCCCAGACAGCCCUGUGGUCCUCGAAGCCCCCUCCCUGCCACCCUCACCACCAGCCUACGCUCCCACCUACAAGAAAUCUCUCCGCCUCUCCUCCGAGCAGAUUCGGUGCCUGAACCUGCAAGAAGGUGCCAACGACGUGGUCUUCAGUGUGACCACCCAGUACCAGGGCACCUGCCGCUGCAAGGCCACCAUCUACCUGUGGAAGUGGGACGACAAGGUGGUCGUCUCUGACAUCGAUGGCACCAUCACCAAGUCGGAUGCUCUGGGCCACAUUCUGCCCCAGCUGGGGAAAGACUGGACACACCAGGGCAUCACCAGUCUCUACCACAAAAUCCACCUAAACGGGUACAAGUUCCUGUACUGCUCGGCGCGGGCCAUCGGCAUGGCUGACCUCACCAAAGGGUACAUGCAGUGGGUGAGCGAGCGUGGCUGUGGCCUCCCCAAGGGCCCCAUCCUGCUGUCUCCCAGCAGCCUCUUCUCUGCACUCCACAGAGAAGUGAUUGAGAAGAAGCCAGAGGUGUUCAAGAUUGCCUGCCUGCAUGACAUCCAGCAGCUGUUUCUGCCCCAGGGACAGCCCUUCUAUGCAGCCUUUGGGAACAGGCCCAAUGACGUCUUUGCCUAUCGGCAGGUGGGGCUACCUGAAUCGCGCAUUUUCACGGUCAAUCCACGGGGAGAGCUCAUCCAGGAGCUCAUGAAGAACCACAAAUCCACGUAUGAGCGGCUCGGUGAGAUGGUCGAGCUCCUCUUCCCACCUGUGGCCCGUGGCCCCAGCACAGACCUGGCCCAACCUGAAUACAGCAACUUCUGCUACUGGCGGGAGCCGCUGCCCGCACUGGACCUCGAGGCCCUGGCCUGAUCCUGCCCCGGCUGCCUGGGGCCUCCCUGCUGUCCCUCCUCUCUGGCCUGGCCCAGAACUGACUGGGCAUCUGGGGCAGUGGGAGCUGGAAGCUGGGGUACUGCAGGGCCAACCCACCGAAGGGGAGUUGGGGCUGUGAGCUGCCAGUUGAGCAGCAGGGGGUGAAGCAGAUGCUGCAGGCCUCAGUGUGGCCCUGGCCUGUAGCAAUUAAAUGUGGGUCAUCUGGGCCCUUGUGGGAUCCCCCCUGCCUGUGAUGUCUCUGUCCCUGUAACCCAGGGGCCCCGGCAGGGCAGAGAGAAGAGGGAGACCUCAUUAAGUCUUGAGGCUUGUAUGCUCAGGGAAAGUUUGGGGGCUGCCCUGAAGCAGCAGCGGGGAGACUGGUUGAGCAACAUCUGGGAAGGGGACACGACGUCCUUGCCCCCUUCAUUCUGGGAGCCUGGACUUAAACCUUCCGAAGCCAGCCUCUUACGUGAAUGAGCUCUGGCCCCUUCCCAUGGCUCUUGAGCCAGACUUCACUGGUGUUUUAGCACACCGUGCACACCCCAGCACCCCUCUGGCACAGGGCAGGUGGGUUCCCAGGCAACGCGAGGGCUGCUGAGGGAGCCCGGCUGCCAUUUGACCUAGCCCUGCCCAGCAGUCCCUGCUCCUCUCAGCCCCAAACUCUGCCGGGGCAGGUGGAUCCCUGGCCUCUGCGGCUGGUUCGGCGCUCACUCAGCCGCUGAGCUGUUGCCCGAGGAGCUGUGAGAAGCCUGAAACCCCAGUCAGCCUUCCCUCCCACCAUCAUUGGUGAAAAACAUACCUUUUGACUGGCUAAAAGCUUUAAUCCAGAACCUGCCCUCCCCAACAGUACUAGAGUGAAGGGCAGCACACCGAAUGUCCAGAAACCAGAAGGCAGGGCUGUGGGCACCUACAAAACAAUACAGGAGGGCUCUUGCUGCUGUGGGGGAAAUCAAGGCAAGAAGCCGCAGCAGAGACCAACAUGAGGGUCUCUGGGAACCUGCGCAGGCCUGAGGAACACCUGUUUAAGUUGUCUGAAUUUCUCAUGACUUUGUCAACAUCCUGGCAGGGCUGGGGUCUUGCAAGAGUGUUGGGGGCAAGGCCUGGACCCCUUCCCUUCCAGCUAUGGCCCCCUUCCCAGGGUCCGGCCUCAUUCUGGAGAGAAGCCCUGACCUGGUGGAAAAGAUUUUCCCCCAAAAUGGAAGGAAAAGGAAUACUUGGGGGCCAGAGUUCCCUGCAAAUAUCCUGGGAAGAAAAGAAAAAGGAGAUAUUGGGGUGGGGUCUCCGAACCAAUUGCCUAGACCCAGUCCUUGCCUCUGAGAUUCUACAGCUGCCUACACCCUCACCUUGUGGAAGGAUCUGAAGGAAUAAAGAGAACUCUCAGCCGA